Molecule: messenger RNA, 1524 nt
Organism: Saprolegnia parasitica CBS 223.65
Lineage: Eukaryota; Oomycota; Saprolegniomycetes; Saprolegniales; Saprolegniaceae
Exons: 2
Coding region: 1-1524 (507 amino acids)
Biological process (GO): maturation of LSU-rRNA from tricistronic rRNA transcript (SSU-rRNA, 5.8S rRNA, LSU-rRNA)
Cellular component (GO): nucleolus
Molecular function (GO): RNA helicase activity; ATP binding; nucleic acid binding
Source: RefSeq, a predicted model, not a curated record
AUGAGCGACCACGAGGAGGACGUCGGCGCGCUCGCGGCCGCGCCCGUGGCCCGCACGGAUAGCAGCGUCUACUUCUCGGAUGAGACCUUCGAGUCGCUGCCGCUCUCGGAGCCGACGCAGCGCGUGCUCAAGGAGAUGAACUUUGUCAAGCUCACCAAGAUCCAGUCCAAGUCGAUCCGCCCGCUUCUCGCUGGCAGCGACUUGCUCGGCGCCGCCAAGACGGGCUCGGGCAAGACGCUCUCGUUCUUGAUCCCGUCGGUCGAGCUUCUGUACAAGGUCAAGUUUACCGCGCGCAAGGGUACCGGCUGCAUCGUCAUCUCGCCGACGCGCGAGCUCGCGCUCCAGAUCUACGGCGUCGUCAAGGAGAUCACCAAGUACCACACGCAGACGCAUGGCAUCGUCAUGGGCGGUGCCAACCGCCGCGCCGAGGCCGAGCGCCUCGUGAAGGGCGUCAACAUCCUCAUCGCGACGCCCGGUCGCCUCCUCGAUCACCUCCAGAACACCAAGGGCUUCAUCUUCCACAACCUCCAAAUCUUCGUCAUUGACGAAGCCGACCGCAUCCUCUCGAUCGGUUUCGAAGAGGAGAUGCGCCAGAUCAUCAAGUGCAUCCCCAAGACGCGCCAGACGAUGCUCUUCUCGGCCACGCAGACGAAGAAGGUCGAGGACCUCAUCAAGGUGUCGAUCCAGGGCACGCCCGUGUACGUCGGCGUCGACGACGUCGAGAGCGCGGAGGCGACCGUGCAGACGCUCGAGCAAGGCUACGUGGUCACGCCGAGCGACAAGCGGUUCCUGCUCCUCUUUACGUUCCUCAAGAAGAACCUCAACAAGAAGGUCAUGGUCUUCUUCUCGAGCUGCAACGCGGUCAAGUUUUACGGCGAACUGCUCAACUACAUUGACGUGCCGCAGAACAAGCGCACGACGACCUUCUUCCAGUUUUGCUCGGCCAAGAGCGGCAUCCUCCUCUGCACGGACGUGGCGGCGCGUGGUCUCGACAUCCCGGCGGUCGAUUGGAUCAUCCAGUACGACCCGCCGGAUGAUCCGAAGGAGUACAUCCACCGUGUCGGCCGUACGGCGCGCGGUGCGACGGGUGCUGGCAAGGCGCUGCUCAUGCUGCUCCCGGAAGAGCUCGGUUUCCUCAAGUACCUCAAGGCGGCCAAGGUCGCGCUCUCCGAGUAUGACUUUCCGACCAAGAAGGUGGCCAACGUCGAGAACCAGCUCAUGAAGCUCGUCGAGAAGACGUACUACUUGCACAAGAGCGCCAAGGAGGCAUACCGCAGCUACCUCCUCGCGUACGCGUCGCAUGGCCUCAAGAACAUCUUUGACGUCGGCACGCUCGACUUGCCGGCGGUCGCCAAGUCGUUUGGCCUCACAGUCCCGCCCAAGGUGACGCUGCCGGUCAAGACCAACGGCAAGGAAGGCAAGCGCAAGCGCGAAGACAAGUACAGCAAGAGCGGCCACGCGUUCAGCGCCGAAAACCCGUACGGGAAGCGCGCCAAGGACGACAAGCGCCAGUUUGCCCAUUAG